AAACAUUGCCGCUGUCGCAUUACGCACACGGUAAUAUUUUUAAUGAGAAUGUGACCGCCAACUAUUGUCUUGUUAAUUUUUCUUAAGUUUGAAGAAAAACUAUAAGAGUUUAUUUUAUAAAUUCUUAUGAGUAUUUUUAUGCGUUGUCAAAUUUAAGAAUAUUUCAAUUUAGUUUGGUCGUGAAUGAAAAUUUGAUUGUCUACGAUGGUUGUCUCAGAUUUGCCUAAAAAUCGUAAGGAUAAAACAGAAGGUGAUCACUCCGAUAAAGAAAACAAAAAAAAUGAGCAGAAUAUAAAAAAGAAAAAACGCAGUCAGUCAUCAAGUAGUGGAUCAAGUAGCAGUCGUUCAUCAUCAAGUAGUUCUCGCUCUGGUAGUGGUUCUUCAGGAUCUAGUAGUCGCUCAAGUUCCAGUAGUUCUGGUUCAAGUUCUCGAUCCAGUUCUAGUUCUUCCAGUUCAAGUAGUUCUUCAGGGAGCUCAACUGCUCGAGCAAAAACAAAAACAAAGCCCAGGUCAAAAAGUGGAAGCAAGACCAAAAGUCGAAGCCGUAGUCCAAGAAAAUCUAGGCGUGAUGAAGAUGAAAAAGUUAAAAAGGCUGAAAGUAAAACAAGAACUUCAAGAAAAUCAAGAUCAAGUAGCCCAAAACGACGUAAAAAGGAAAGAACUCCAACACCAAAGCCUUGUCGUAUUCAUGUUGGCCGAUUAACACGUAAUAUAACUAAAGAACAUAUUCAAGAAAUUUUUUCUGAUUUUGGAACUGUCAAAGAAGUUGAAGUUCCUUUAGAUCGAUUUACUAAACUAUGUAAAGGAUUUUGUUAUGUUGAGUAUGCAACUCCUGAAGAAGCUGAAAAUGCCAUGAAGCAUAUGGAUGGAGGACAAAUUGAUGGGCAAGAAAUAACAUGUGCACCAGUAUUAAUACCCAGGCCAGUUAUAAGAAGGAGUCCAAUUCGCAGAGGAGGUUGGGGUGGCGGACGUCGUAGAAGUCCUCCACGUUUUAGGCGUAGAUCGCCAAUGCCUAUCAAACGGCGUUCACCUCGUCCUCGAAGAAUGAGAUCUCGAUCAAGAUCCCCAAGAAGACGUAAGCAUAGCCGCUCCGUUUCUAGCAGUUCUCCAUAAUUUAAUUAUGUUGUUGGAGCUUAGUUAACAAAUUCCACCACUCAUAAUUUUUUUUGUAUAAUAUAAUACUAUUUUAUACACACAUUUUCAAUUAAAAAAACACUUUAAUAUUUGUAAUUCUAUGAUGUUGAUAUAAAUGUAUUUAAUGAGUAUGAAUUCUAGAUAAUUAACGAGUAAUAAUAACUUGUAUUUUAACUGCA
Daktulosphaira vitifoliae (grape phylloxera) is the source of this 1313-nucleotide messenger RNA. It is a transcript of the gene RnpS1, whose product is annotated as RNA-binding protein with serine-rich domain 1. Gene Ontology annotation, biological process: mRNA splicing, via spliceosome. Lineage: Eukaryota; Metazoa; Arthropoda; Insecta; Hemiptera; Phylloxeridae. Gene Ontology annotation, molecular function: RNA binding. The transcript is spliced from 6 exons. The record is from RefSeq and is a predicted model, not a curated record. Bases 205 to 1113 code for a protein of 302 amino acids. Gene Ontology annotation, cellular component: ASAP complex; nucleoplasm; cytoplasm.